UGUGUGUGUGUGUGUGUAGGCUCGUACAGUGCCAGUCAGGGUGUGGAGUGCAUCCGUCAGCAUGUAGCUGAGUUCAUCACAGAGAGAGACCAGGGCGUCCCCUCAGACUGGAACAACAUCUACCUCACCACAGGGGCCAGUGACGGCAUCAUGAGCAUCCUGAAGCUGCUGGUGUCGGGGGAGGGCAGUGGCAGGACGGGGGUGCUGAUCCCCAUUCCUCAGUACCCGCUGUACUCCGCUGCCCUCUCAGAGCUGGACGCCGUGCACAUCCACUACUACCUGGACGAGGACAGCUGCUGGGCCCUGGACAUAGAGGAGCUGCAGAGAGCGUAUCUGAGCGCCAAGCAGCUCUGUACCCCCCGGGCACUCUGCAUCAUCAACCCCGGGAAUCCCACCGGCCAGGUGCAGAGUAAAAAGUGUAUCGAGGAGGUGCUGCACUUCGCCUAUGAGGAGAACCUGUUCGUCAUGGCUGAUGAGGUGUACCAGGACAACGUGUACUCAGCAGACUGUCACUUCCACUCCUUCAAGAAGGUCCUGUAUGAGAUGGGCCCUGAGUACUUCAACAACGUGGAGCUGGUGUCCUUCCACUCCACCUCCAAGGGCUACACCGGAGAGUGUGGUUUCCGCGGAGGCUACAUGGAGGUGCUGAACAUGGACCCCCAGGUGAAGGAGCAGCUGGUCAAACUGCUGUCUGUACGCCUCUGCCCCCCCGUCCCGGGACAGGCAGCCAUGGACGUCAUCGUAAACCCCCCCAGAGAGCACGAGCCCUCGUACGCUCAGUUCAUCAAGGAGAAGAGCUGGGUCCUGGACGUCCUGGCUCAGAAGGCCCGGCUGACGGAGCAGAUCCUGAACUCUGUUCCUGGGAUUAAAUGCAACCCGGUCCAAGGAGCCAUGUACGCCUUCCCUCGGAUAUUCAUUCCCCCCCGGGCCAUUCAGGAAGCCAAGGCCCGCUCCAUGGCUCCUGACAUGCUGUACUGUCUGAAGCUGCUGGAGGAGACAGGGAUCUGCGUGAUUCCAGGAAGUGGCUUCGGCCAGAGGGAGGGGACGUAUCACUUCAGAAUGACCAUCCUGCCGAGCCCAGAGAAGCUCACGGUCCUCCUCGGGAAGCUGAAGGAGUUCCACCUGCGGUUCCUGGAGGAGUAUUCCCAGGAGGGGGCUCAGAGCAGCAGCCUUCACAGAGAGGAGGGGGCUCACUGAGGCUCAGACUGAGAGUGUCACCUUAUUAUUGCUUUGGGUUUGAACUUGUGUUCCAGAAAUACUGUGCCUUCUCCUCAUUGCCACAUGAUCCUCUACCAGAUAAAGACAACACAGAACAGUGACUGAUCUCCCAGAGUGCAUCAUGCUCUCAGUCCAUCCACACUCAUCUAAUGAUGCUGAGCCGAGCACUUCAAACAUCAGGUUAUGAAAUGCUAUGCGAAUGAGGAGUUGUAUGCCUCUAUUAAAGUGCAGCUUCAACGUUUUUCAAAAGUAAUUGAUUGUUUUUUUGUUUGUUUUGGUAUUGUGCUAUAAUAUUAAAGGCUUUUUUUACUCUAA
This is a messenger RNA of Notothenia coriiceps (black rockcod), 1533 nucleotides long. Its product is annotated as alanine aminotransferase 2-like. The transcript has 8 exons. Gene Ontology annotation, biological process: biosynthetic process. Lineage: Eukaryota; Metazoa; Chordata; Actinopteri; Perciformes; Nototheniidae. The record is from RefSeq and is a predicted model, not a curated record. Gene Ontology annotation, molecular function: pyridoxal phosphate binding; transaminase activity. The annotation marks the transcript as partial.